AUGAGAGGUGAUCUGGUUCGAAAACCUGCUGAAAUUCGUAUUGAAGGCAAUGACAAAUCAGCAAAAUAUUAUCCAGAUUCAGUAAAUUCAACCAGAAAAUUCAGAUUAGAACGCGAUGCAUCAGGAACAAGCCAGUUACGUGUUAAAUUAUUUCCACCAAAAGCUCGUUCAAAUCAAAAAGAAUCGAAAUCAGCACAAGAACCACGUGAUGUGAUAUUAUUGGA
Messenger RNA from Didymodactylos carnosus, 224 nucleotides. The record is from the annotation of a GenBank genome assembly. NCBI's taxonomy places the organism in Eukaryota, Metazoa, Rotifera, Eurotatoria, Philodinida, Philodinidae.